ACAAACAUGCAUACAGAUUUAGUACAUAUACAAGGAGAAUGAAUAGUGAAAUAGUGUAUGGACAAUGAAAUACUUUUAUAUAAAGAGACAACUGCAUUUUGGAGAGUUGGGAUGACAAGUAUUUAAGGGGAGAGUUAAGGGAGUAACACUGAUAUUCAUACUGGACCUGGGAUUUUUUUUUUUUUUUUUUUUUUUUUUUGUAGUGUAGAUGGACAGAAUGCCUUUAUUUUAUUUCUAUGUGGUGCUAAGGAUGGAACCCAGUUCCUUGCACAUGCUGGGCAAGCGCUCUGCCACUGAACUACAGCCCCUGCCCUGGGAGUGUUGUUUUCUAAGGAUUUCAUGAAGCAUGUGAACAGCCUGCACUUAUUUCCAUAUUGGCAUCUCAAAAGGUGGUAUGGUACUUGGACAAUAAAGGUUGGCUUGAAUUGUGAAAAAUUAAAAAUGUGAUUUUGGGCUUUGGAAGUUUCCAGAUUCCAGCCUCUCAUUACACUGUUCUCAGUUGUAUUUUAUCUUAAAAAAGGAUCAUCUUAGUAGAUCAUCUCAGACAAGAAAAGCAGGAGCUUUGCCAGUGCAACUUCAAUUUAAAAUGAGAACAAUUCAGAGAACCUUUUCUCUGAAACUAAACUGAAGUAGCUUUAGAUAAGAAAUAACCAAUGACACUUAAUAAACCCUUUAUUUGGCCAUGAGUGGGUAGGUGAGAAAGCUGUCAGUGGACCCAAAAAUGACCUGGAGAGAAUUUAAAAAACUGUGGGCACACUUUUUUCUUGUUUCAUGGAUAGAAGUGGAAGUUGCUAGGGUUGGCUGCACACAAGUAAAAAACACCAGGUGGCACCAUUUAUUAGCAGUGUUAUAUUAGCUUUGUGGAAAAGUCCAAGCACAGACUGGCAAGGUGUUUCUGGAGUCAACCACCUGUUUGUACAAUUAAGGCUAAUGCCUCUUGCCUCCUUUUUCCAGUUUUGGGAAAGUCCCAUUUUAGUUUCAUUAGAUCUACAAUGCAUUGUUGAAGGGUAGAAGGCCUGACUCAAUCUAUUGCCAGUGAGAUGUUAUAAGGGGUGACAUCUUUCCUGUCCAUGUCAACCUGUGAACUUUUAUGAAUCUUGUUUUUAAUAUGUGGCCAAAGUAUACGCAACACCUGCUUUGCCAUUUGGUUGUAUCAGGUCUACCCACUGUUUAGUCGUCUUUCUUGCUAAUAUAUAAUCUUCCUCAGGAAUGCCAAAGAUCUGGAUAGGGUGAGACAGUGUACUACUAUUCUUCAGGUCCAAGUUUUCUGACGUAGGCUUAACUUUUAUCUAUGAAAUAGGAAUACGUAGUGAUAUUUCCAUGUGUUCCCCUCACCUCCAUGAGCAGGAAAAACUACCACCAAAUAGUCCAAGAAGGCUUCACAGUGACCUCGGCAAGUAUCCCUGGGGAAGAGGGAGUAGUAUUCACAAGUAAAACUUGACAGGACCGAGGGAAACAUCUGGAAUAACACAGGCCUGGUUAACUGCGGGGAGAGCAGUACAGGACACAAAACAAAUCCCAUAAACUAAUUGACUUGGUUUCACUCCUGGCUCGCCUAAAGCUGUAUUCGAAGUUUCUGUCUCCCGCCCCUUUCUUCCAUCACGACCAAUCAGCUUGCCCAGGUGAAACCCUGUUGUUAGCGUUUGAAUUGGAUUACUCCAAAGAAUCUUUUAACACGUGGGCCAAGCACUAGGUUGGCCGUGAUCAGAAACUAUUGGAACCGCUUUAAAUCCUAGCGUUUGGGGUGGGAUGGGAGCCGAGUUUUUUGGCUGUAUCUCAACCUUGUAAUUCUGAGCUAGUUUGUUUCAGCCACGGUCCCUCGGGCCUAUCAAAAGCCAACGUUAGCACUCUGGGGGCGUGGUUAUCGUCUUGGGGCUCUGGGAAGUGCAGUUCUCUGGGGCACCAGGCUUAUAAUACCAUAAAAGGCCUGGUUCUCUCAAUUCUGAAGCCGUGUUCUGUUGACCUUCUUCUAAGAGCGGUACCCAACAAUUAUACUGUGCGGAAUCCGUAGUUCUUCAGUCCCGAGUCCUUGUCUUCCUAGGUCUUUCGCUGGCUCCGCCCCCGCAAGCCUGGUUUGUCCAGUCGCGAAACGACCUCCUGGCUACAGACCGCACCCCCUUGCGUCGGCUCCUCCUUCCCAGUCCCUAGCUUGGCCCAAGCGCUAGUUCGCGUUUUGAGCCGCUCGUGCCACCAUAGCUGCUGCUGCCGCGGCCGCAGCGGAGCUGAAAUCGCCGAGCGCGAUGCCUGAGGGCGCUGUGAGCCGGGCAGCCCUCGAGCCCCGGGGCUGGCCAGUGAGAGGUCAUUUUGGAAGGCUGUUUGGAGUGAGAAGGCAGUGCCACAGUUGAGACAGGUCCCAAGACUGGACCAGGGACUGUCCCACCGGGCUCCUCAUCAUGAUGGCGGUGGAAGGGUCAACCAUUACCAGCCGGAUUAAGAAUCUGCUGCGGUCCCCAUCCAUCAAAUUACGCAGGAGUAAGGCAGGAAACAGGCGAGAGGACCUCAGCUCCAAGGUAACCUUGGAGAAGGUGUUGGGAAUAACAGUGUCUGGAGGCAGAGGACUUGCCUGUGAUCCCCGAUCAGGCUUAGUUGCCUACCCAGCUGGGUGUGUGGUUGUGCUUUUCAAUCCCCGGAAACACAAACAGCAUCACAUCCUCAACAGUUCCAGGAAAACUAUCACUGCUCUUGCCUUCUCCCCUGAUGGCAAGUACUUGGUCACUGGAGAGAGUGGGCACAUGCCUGCCGUGCGGGUUUGGGAUGUGGCUGAGCAUAGCCAAGUGGCAGAGCUGCAAGAGCAUAAGUAUGGUGUGGCUUGUGUGGCCUUCUCCCCUAGUGCCAAGUACAUUGUCUCCGUGGGCUACCAGCAUGAUAUGAUUGUCAACGUUUGGGCCUGGAAGAAAAACAUUGUGGUGGCCUCCAAUAAGGUGUCCAGUCGGGUGACAGCUGUGUCCUUCUCUGAAGAUUGCAGCUACUUUGUCACUGCAGGCAACCGACACAUCAAAUUCUGGUACCUUGAUGACAGCAAGACUUCAAAGGUAAAUGCCACUGUACCCCUGCUGGGCCGCUCAGGGUUGCUGGGGGAGCUACGGAACAACCUGUUUACUGAUGUGGCCUGUGGCCGAGGAAAGAAAGCCGACAGCACUUUCUGCAUCACAUCCUCAGGCCUGCUGUGUGAGUUCAGUGAUCGCAGGCUUUUGGACAAGUGGGUGGAGCUGAGAAACACAGACAGCUUCACAACCACAGUGGCCCACUGCAUCUCUGUGAGCCAAGACUACAUCUUCUGUGGCUGUGCUGAUGGUACUGUGCGUCUUUUCAACCCCUCUAACCUACACUUCCUCAGCACUUUGCCCAGACCCCAUGCCUUGGGGACAGACAUUGCCAGUAUCACUGAGGCCAGUCGCCUCUUUUCUGGAGGGGCAAAUGCUAGGUAUCCAGACACCAUUGCCUUGACCUUCGAUCCAACUAAUCAGUGGCUGUCUUGUGUGUACAAUGACCACAGCAUCUAUGUUUGGGAUGUGAGGGACCCUAAGAAAGUGGGCAAGGUGUACUCGGCUCUGUAUCAUUCCUCCUGCGUCUGGAGUGUGGAGGUGUAUCCUGAGGUGAAGGACAGUAACCAGGCCUGCCUGCCCCCCAGUUCCUUUAUUACCUGUUCCUCAGACAACACCAUCCGCCUGUGGAACACUGAGAGCUCAGGAGUACAUGGCUCCACCCUGCACAGAAACAUUCUCAGUAAUGAUCUCAUUAAGAUAAUCUAUGUGGAUGGGAACACUCAGGCCCUGCUGGACACUGAGAUGCCUGGAGGAGACAAAGCUGAUGGUUCCCUGAUGGAUCCCCGUGUGGGCAUUCGCUCUGUGUGUAUUAGCCCCAAUGGACAGCAUCUAGCUUCUGGAGACCGUAUGGGCACACUUAGGGUGCAUGAACUGCAGUCUCUGAGUGAGAUGCUGAAGGUGGAGGCACAUGACUCAGAGAUCCUGUGCCUGGAGUACUCUAAGCCAGAUACAGGUCUGAAGCUGCUAGCGUCAGCAAGCCGUGACCGGCUGAUCCACGUACUAGAUGCUGGGCGGGAGUAUAGCCUACAGCAGACGCUGGAUGAGCACUCAUCUUCCAUCACUGCUGUCAAAUUUGCAGCCAGCGAUGGGCAAGUGCGCAUGAUCAGCUGUGGAGCAGACAAGAGCAUCUACUUCCGCACUGCACAGAAGUCUGGAGAUGGAGUACACUUUACACGGACACACCAUGUGGUACGCAAGACAACCCUCUAUGACAUGGAUGUAGAGCCUAGCUGGAAGUACACGGCCAUCGGCUGCCAGGACAGAAAUAUUCGGAUCUUCAACAUCAGCAGUGGGAAGCAGAAAAAGCUGUUUAAAGGAUCACAGGGUGAGGAUGGCACUCUAAUUAAGGUGCAGACAGACCCUUCAGGGAUCUACAUUGCCACCAGUUGUUCCGACAAGAACCUCUCAAUUUUUGACUUCUCCUCAGGCGAGUGCGUGGCCACCAUGUUUGGCCAUUCAGAGAUUGUCACUGGCAUGAAAUUUAGUAAUGAUUGCAAACAUCUCAUCAGUGUUUCAGGGGACAGCUGCAUAUUUGUAUGGCGUCUGAGCUCUGAGAUGACCAUCAGCAUGAGGCAACGUCUGGCCGAGCUGCGCCAGCGUCAGCGAGGGGGCAAACAGCAAGGACCCACCUCUCCCCAAAGGGCUUCCGGACCAAACUGGCCCCAGACCCCAGUGAUGCUCUCUCCUGGACCAGCUCUCUCAUCAGACAGUGACAAGGAGGGAGAAGAUGAGGGUACUGAAGAAGAAGAACUGCCAGCUCUUCCCAUCCUUGCCAAGAGUACCAAGAAAGAGCCUGCCUCGGUCCCCAGCCCAGCCCUGUCCCGAAGCCUGUCCCAUUGGGAGAUGAGCCGAGCACAGGAGACAGUGGAAUUCCUAGACCCAGCUCCUGUAGCCAACUCAGGACCCAGAAGAAGGGGGCGUUGGGCUCAGCCAGGCGUAGAACUGAGUGUUUGCUCUAUGUUGGACCUGCGGCAGCUGGAGACCCUUACCCCAAGCCCUCAGGGCCACUGCCAGGACUCUCUGGCCAUGACUCCAUCUGGUCCUGGAAAGCAUGGUCAGAAAGCCCCUGUAACCUCACAUGCUAGCCAGAAUGAAAAAUCCCCUCAGCUUCAGGCUUCCCAACCCUGUUCCUGUCCCCACCUUAUCCGAUUGUUGUCACAAGAAGAAGGGGUCUUUGCCCAAGAUCUGGAGGCCGCACCCAGUGAAGAUGGUAUUGUCUACCCAGAACCUAGUGACAGCCCCACCAUGGAUACCAGCAGUGAGUUCCAGGUGCAGGCUCCAACCCGAGGAGCCCUAGGAAGAGUGUACCCAGGUAGCAGGGGCUCAGAAAAGCACAGCCCUGACAGUGCCUGCUCUGUGGAUUACAGCAGCAGCCGCCUUUCCAGCCCUGAGCACCCCAAUGAAGACUCCGAGAGCACGGAGCCCCUAAGUGUGGAUGGCAUCUCCUCAGACCUUGAAGAACCAGCUGAGGGUGAUGAAGAAGAGGAGGAAGAGGAGGGAAGAACUGGCCCUUAUGAGCUGCAAGAAGGCAGCCCCCAUACCCCGGACCAGGAGCAGUUUCUAAAACAGCACUUUGAGACUCUGGCCAAUGGGGCUGCUCCAGGGGGCCCAGUGCGGGUACCAGAGAGGACAGAAUCUCAAAGCAUCUCUUCACGAUUCCUGUUGCAAGCACAGACUCCUCCACUCAGGGACCCAUCCUCUUCAAGCCUGGCAUUGAUGUCGAGACACAUCCAGGUGUCACAGGUGUCUGGCGAGCAACAGAGAGGCAGUGAUGCUAACCCCCCAGGAGCACCUCCAGAGGUGGAGCCCUCCCCUGCCAACCCCAGCCCCCAUCAGGCAGCCCCUGUGCUAUUGCCACGUCGUCGUCACAACCUGGACAGCAGCUGGGCUCCCAAGAGAGUGAUCACAGCUGGCUUCUCAGCUGGACUCCAGAAAGCCCAGUCUGUGCACAGUCUGGUGCCACAGGCAAAUGAGAUGCCUUCAUCAGGCCCAUUGCUCUCACGGGACAUGGAAGUCCAGGAUGGCCUGGAUUCCCUGCCCCAGGUUGAUGGCUGUCCAUCUUGGCCCUACUCCUACCAGAACCCUACCACCAGUUCUAUGGCUAAGAUAUCCCGCAGCGUCUCUGUUGGGGAGAACCUAGGCCUAAUGGCAGAAACUCAAGCUCCUGUCUCUAUUCGAAACUCACCACUCAGCAAACUGGCCCUUCCUAGCCGGGCUCAUCUGGUCUUGGACAUCCCCAAACCACUGCCUGAUCAUCCUACUCUAGCUACAUUCUCACCUGUAACGAAGGGCUGGGCCCCUGAUGAGGCAGAACAGGCUGGCUCCCCAGCAGGCCUAGGAAAGGCUCAUAGCACAUCUGAGCGGCGGGCCUGUUUGGGUGAGGGUACUGCUCCCAAGCCUAGGAUGGAGUGCCAGGCUCAGCCUGGGCCCAACAGACCCAGUGCCCAGCAACUGCCAGUCAGCCUCCUCCGAAGCCCUGAGAACCUGCAGCCCCUACCCCCUGAGAGGACUCCCAAUCCCAUGGAAUGUAUCAGGCCAGGCGCAGCCCUGAGCCAGAACUCAGAACUGGUGGUGAGCCUGGAGCAGUGUGAAAAACUUGUGGCAGAGCUCCGUGGGAAUGUGCACCAGGCUGUACAGCUCUACCACUCGGUGGCUGGCUGCAAGACGCCCUCAGCAGAGCAAAGUCGAAUCACUCAGCUCCUCAGAGACACCUUCUCUUCAGUGCGUCAGGAGCUAGAGGCCCUGGCUGGUGCAGCCUUGUCCAGUCCAGGCGGUAGCCCUGGGGCUGUGGGAGCUGAGCAGACACAGGCCCUACUAGAGCAAUACUCAGAGUUGUUGCUUCGAGCCGUGGAGCAGCGAAUGGAACGCAGACUCUAGCUUCAGAAGCCUGUCCCAAGUGAAUGCUUCCCCAUUCCAAACUGUAGCCCCUCUUCCACUUACCAAAACCUGUGGGGAGUGGAUAGCAGGGAUCAGUGCUCAGAGGUGAAGCAGCUUUCCCAGCUACUACUCCAGGAGCCCCUGUAUUUAUUAAUUUAUUUCCCAGACUGUUGCCUCACAUCUUUGAAACUCCAGCCUCCACAGCCGUUCUAGUGGGUCAUGGCAGGGGUAGGUCUUGGGUCUUUGUCAUCAUGGUGCUGUGAGGGCUAGGAGGGCAGCCUGCCCCAUCUGGGGGACACUGGGAAGGGCUUGCCCUCUUUUUUAGAAGCCAUUUGAAAUUACUUCAGGGAUCAGCUCCCUGGGGUGGAGCAUUCACAGGGUACUCCAUGGGGGUAGAGGUGAGAGGUAAUGUGGUAUUCAAUGCCCUUCAGUCAACUGAGGACUUUCACCUCUAUUUCCUUUCCCCUCCCACACCAGCUACACUCUCCUGGCUGCCAGAGCAGGCGUUGUUUCCCCCAGUUCCUGGCAGUUUAGGAAGGCGGACAGAGCUGCCAGGACUUCCAGAGCAUCCCCAGCCAUCAGGAAACUCAAAUUGGUAUCAGGACCUGAGCCUCCACAUUCCACUUCCACUCAACCCCCAAGAGGGCCCUCGUAUUGUCUCUACCCUUGUGCCCCCUUUUCUCUCUCUGGCAGAGCUUGUGGAUCCAGCUCUGUGCCAUUGCUGCAGGACAGUAAGGUCCUCUGCUGGGCAAACAUGAAGCCCUGUCCUCCUUUCCUUAGUUCCUUAGCCUUCUCUAUCCUCCAGCCCUAGUCCUCAGCAGGCUACAGAAGCCCAAGGGUCACCAAGUUCUCCCUGCAUCCUGAGUGAUGCUGUCAGAAGCCUGUGUGAAAUUUCCUUCAUGGUUUACAGGGCACUUACACACCUUCUGAGGACCUUGGCCACAGAUGAAGUCUCACAUAUACGUACAAAAUGUACACACACAAACAGUUGGGUGCUCAUUGCUAAAGUCCUUGGAUGGCUGAUAUGUGCCUGGGUUCCUCUCAUAUUCUGCCUCAGUUUCACUACCUUAACUUGUGUGGAACUUAAAAAGGAAUGGAACACACUACAUCCAAAUUCUGGAUUCUUCAUGUCCACAGCCUAGCUAUGUGAUGGACCAUUAGACACCUAGUAUGAGGAGCCUCCUCAAAGACAGUGCUGGGUACCCAUCAAGGGCUCUACAGAUACUGGAGGUUGUGGGGAGGGAGGCAGCAGGGCCAAGAGACACACAGGAAAAGUGGUAGGUGGGACAGGUAAGUGGCAGAGGUGAGGGACAGAUUAGAAUUUAAGGGGCCAUUCUUGGGUUGAGGGGAAGGAGAGGGUGUAGUAGGCCCAUGGUGUUGGACCAAGUAGUGAUGCAGUUGUUUCAGAGUAGGGGUGAAGAAUGUGUCUCUGGGCCCUCCUGCUUCUCUCUGCCCCAGGUAAAGCAGGGCAGCUUUUACCACAGCUUCAGGCCACAAAAAAGCCGGCUUAUCUGGCUGCAAGCUCUGUAUGUAGAAGCUAUGAAAAAAAUUGGGUUAUGGAGCAUGCCCAGCUCUGUUCAAUCAGCCUGAAUGCCCUAAGAAGACCAAAACGUUUCAUGCCCCCACUCUUCUCUACCACCAGCAUCUGCAUGGUAAAACUCAAAUGAAAUCCUGGCCUCCAAAACUCUCACAGCUGGCUGUGGACCCCUGUCAGCACUGUAGCUGCCUGCCUGAGGGUAGAAAUUCACUCCAUCUGUGCCUGCCCCCAUCACCACCAACAGCCACAGCCCACCACAAAGGCUCAGGCUUGGCACUGCAACCCCCUUGCUCCACCCCGGGGCCAGGUUCUUAGCAAUCCUCAGUCAGAUGCUUUAGGAGAGAGCUACAUUCCUGCUUAGGUUUGUGAGAAGGUAGCUGCCCUUUCCCUAUCCCCUGCCCAGGGUGGGUGGGGGUCUUGUGGCCGUGUCGGCACCCCGACCCCUUCUGCAUGUCUGAGGCCACCGGUAACUGCCGCCCCUGUCCAUACUACCCCGUCCCAGUUUUGAAAGCCCCUUAUUUAUAACUUUUAUACUUUGUUCCGGCAGUGGCGCUUGUCUCCUCCCCAGCCGCACGGGGCGGGAGCUGUUUUUAACGUGUCCGUUUGUACUGAUGUAUGAACUUGUCAAUAAAUACAAUCAUUUGUUAA
Marmota monax (woodchuck) is the source of this 9108-nucleotide messenger RNA. RefSeq names its product mitogen-activated protein kinase binding protein 1 (gene Mapkbp1). Gene Ontology annotation, molecular function: protein binding. The transcript is spliced from 32 exons. Bases 2394 to 6923 code for a protein of 1509 amino acids. Lineage: Eukaryota; Metazoa; Chordata; Mammalia; Rodentia; Sciuridae. The record is from RefSeq and is a predicted model, not a curated record.